This is a messenger RNA of Nematostella vectensis (starlet sea anemone), 1511 nucleotides long. Its product is annotated as lysM and putative peptidoglycan-binding domain-containing protein 2. The transcript has 3 exons. The record is from RefSeq and is a predicted model, not a curated record. Lineage: Eukaryota; Metazoa; Cnidaria; Anthozoa; Actiniaria; Edwardsiidae. The coding region runs from base 55 to 882 and encodes 275 amino acids.
UGGGGACUGGAUAUCCCUUCUUAUCCAAGAUGGCGGCGGGCUGAGUGUAGAACCAUGUCUCGUGCCGGGGUCGAUUCCAGCAGCAAGAAACAUCAUAAAAAUAGUCCUUUGUUAACCUCGGCUAGGAAACGAGAAGCUAACGAAGGGAGCUCACUCUCUGGACGCUAUGAGUCCCAAAAGAGCUAUGGAUCUACGACAAAUCCUAUAAAGAGUGGCGUGGAUACGAAACUUGUCGGUCAUGUAUUACAAGAAAGCGAUACUCUACAGGGACUCGCCAUUAAAUAUGGAGUGCCGAUGGAAGAUAUUAGAAGGGUGAACAAGUUAUGGGCAAGUGACAGCUUGUAUAUUCUCAAAAUUAUCAAAAUCCCUAUAAAAACUGAGUCUGACUUUGCUAGUCUUGGUGAUGAGGAAGCAAACUGUCUGGAGUCAUCGACAGCACCAAUACCAAGUGUUUCUAAAGAACGAAUGAACGUUAUUCAUGAUGCUGCUGAUGAGAAUGGUGAUGAUAUCGAUGGUGCUUGUAUCUCUGUCAAUACAGAGGGCUUCACAUGUGACCUUAAUAAUGGUAAAGGAAAGCCUGCAGGGAAGAAAGAACAAAUAAAAUCAGAUCCAAUGGCCAAGUUCUUGAGUCGACUUGAUUCACAGAUUAUGCAGAAUGUAGAGAAAUCAGAAAAGCUGAUAAAGCAGAGUGGACCCCAAGUUAUUCAAUCUCUGGAAAGAAGGAAUCCCAAUUCACCAUCCUCUGAUGAAGAUCUGUUUAGACCAUUAUCAUAUGGGGCCAGACGGGGGACUCAGGAACCCGCCCCUGCGGCAACAGGACGCUUUGUCAGCAGAGCUAGGUCAAAACUUAACCACACUGAGGACCAGUUUUUUGAGUUAUGACCAUGGUUACUUGUAGGCAGCAGUGUGACAAUUACCAACUAUGCUUAUACAAGAUAUAUAAACCCAAUUAUUCGGGACAUUAAUUCUUUCUUUAUUGUUAGCAAUGGUCAACUGCUGUUCUACAUAAUACAAUACUUUGAGAAUUUGAAUUUUCCAACAGAAACACGAAGCAACCGAGCCAGGGACUAAAAUAGAAAUUAAUAGAUUAUUUUACAGAUUUGACAAGAGCAAAAGAGGUUGGGAAAUGGGAGAAAUAAUGUUGGUCUGAAUGUAAACUUUAAACUAAAGUAUUUUUUGUUUGAAUUUCCAAAACUAUUAAAGAUGCCAUACAAGUUGCAGCAAUACCUUAAGAAGAAUUUCAUCAAAAUAAAUAAAUUCUAAUAUAUUAGCCAAGAAAGUUGACUUGGAGUGAUUAAACUUAAUUUCUUGAAACAAGUGCCUUUCAAAAAAGGGCUAAGGCUUAAUGGAACUGUGAAUAGUGCUGAAACGAUAAUUUCUCAUGUAUAAGCUUUAAUCACUCUAUUGUGUACCAAUUGUAUUUUUAUACGAAAUGACAUUGUUCAAUGAUUAACGGGACUUGGUUAUCGCAAACUCUCAUUGGAAUAACAAAUAUAAAGGUUCCAAUUUUU